Salarias fasciatus (jewelled blenny) is the source of this 2200-nucleotide messenger RNA. RefSeq names its product persulfide dioxygenase ETHE1, mitochondrial-like. Gene Ontology annotation, cellular component: mitochondrion. The transcript is spliced from 7 exons. The record is from RefSeq and is a predicted model, not a curated record. Bases 264 to 1151 code for a protein of 295 amino acids. Gene Ontology annotation, biological process: hydrogen sulfide metabolic process; glutathione metabolic process. Gene Ontology annotation, molecular function: sulfur dioxygenase activity. NCBI's taxonomy places the organism in Eukaryota, Metazoa, Chordata, Actinopteri, Blenniiformes, Blenniidae.
AUUGACAUAACACCGGGCGAAGAGGAAGUCCAUCACUAGGCGUAACUAGCGGGACUAACCAGGAUUUCGUUGUUUAAUAUUAACUGAAACCCUGGCCAUGGCAGCCGCCAGAGCCGUUGUUAAAGUUAAUGACAGCCGCGUAGUUCAUAUGAGGUGACAGCAGGGUGGUGCACGCCAUUGUCUCCGUGCGCUUGACCUGCUAGCUUCCUCAGACAGUCGGUCGAGAUAAAUAUCUUUUUUGCACAGCCAGAAAAUCAAGAAUUAUGUGCUCGGUAAUGAGCAGAGUGAAACCGGUUAGCCGGGCUCUGGCUCUCACGCUACGUAUAGGGGGAACCGCCGAGGGCUGGAGUCACUCAGCUGCCCGGAGCAGGCGCUCGUACCCCGGUGUGGGAAGCUGGGUCGAGCCGCUGACAGUCACCGGCAGGCGGUACAGCUCCAGGAUGGCUUCUUCUCAAGGACUGCUCUUCAGACAACUGUUUGAGUCAGAGAGCAGCACCUACACCUACCUGCUGGCUGACUCGGAGACCAGGGAGGCUGUCCUUAUAGACCCUGUCCUGGAGACCAUCGACAGAGACCUGAAGCUCAUCGACGAACUGGGACUCAACCUAACUGUAGCAGUGAACACUCACUGCCACGCGGACCACAUAACCAGCACCGGUCUGAUGAAGAAAAGACUGGCCGGACUGAAAAGCGCCAUUUCCAAAUUCAGCGGCGCUUCAGCAGAUAUUCACUUCACCGAAGGAGAUAAGAUCACCUUCGGAAAACACUAUCUGACUGUGAGAAACACUCCGGGACACACAGACGGCUGUGUGACGCUGGUGUCCGGGGACCAGAGCAUGGCUUUCACUGGCGACGCUCUGCUCAUCCGAGGCUGCGGCCGCACUGACUUCCAGCAAGGGUGUCCUAAAACGCUUUAUGAGUCAGUCCAUCAGAAGAUCUUCACGCUGCCUGACCACUGCCUCAUUUACCCAGCGCACGACUACACAGGACGGACGGUUUCUACCGUCGGUGAGGAGCGCAAGUUCAACCCACGCCUGACAAAGAGCCUGGAGGAGUUUGUGAAAAUCAUGGACAACCUCAACCUCCCCAAGCCAGCAAAAAUCGACAUCUCAGUGCCUGCUAAUCUGGUUUGUGGAGUACACGAAGUUUGAAAGCAACAGAGAACAUUUUAAGUCAGACCACUGCAUCAUUUAACUUGAAUUUCUAGCAGAAUUAACCAAAAGUGGUAACCAUUUAUGUGCUUUAAUUAUUGUGUUUCUGUCUGAAAAUGUAAAGCUAUGUAUUUAAUAAUUAGCUGGUUGGACUGCAGCUACUGACAUUGUGAUUGCACUUGAAAUGAAAAUGCAUUGAUGUAUAUUUUAGCUUUGCAAUACGAGCACUUAUAGGCCUGUACAUGAGGGAAAGAAGACUUAAUAGUAUAUUUUUGUACUUAGCAUAAAGUUAAAUAUGACAGAUAUUUUCUAAGUUGUGUUUUUAUGAAUUGCAGAAUUUGGCUAAUUUUAAUGAAAAAGAAAAGUUGGAUGAAAAAAUGUUCUAUUCAAGCUUCGGUUUAGUAUUCAUGGAUGCUUAACUGGCACAACUGAGUUCCUCCACAGUGAGUCCAGCUUCCUUCAGCCAAGGACACACACACACACACACACACACACACACACACACACACACACACACACACACACACUAAAGCUACACUAUUUGCAUACAAAAUCAAUAAGUACUCUUUUCUGUAGCACCCCUUUUCAUGGCCACCAGUUCCUAUUUUCAACUGUUCUUUUCUUUAGAAAUCCAAGAGAAAAGUGUCUGCUGAGGUGUGUCUCAUCUAAGAUAUGUCAAAAGGAGGAUCUUGUCACGAAGCAGGUCUGCUUCAAGAUUAGCCAACGUCUAAUGCAUUCUGCUCUCCUGGUGUGAAGCAGCUUCUCAGCCUGUAAGACGGGUUUGUUUGGAUGUGGAGGCCUUGCAGGAACUUGCACAAGUGAAACAAAUCAUGUGGCUUUAAUGAAUACAAGCAAAAAUGUCUCCAGAAAGCUGUAAAAGUGAAUCCAAAAGGUUCAGUCCCUAAUAAAGGGAUGAACUUCAGCAGUUUGUCUCUGUGUUCUGUAUUUUAUUUGAUCAGUGAUGCUAAAGUUGCCUUUUAAAGAUAUAUUUUAAAAUAUUUGAGAUGUUUUAAGUAAUGCAAAUUAAAAGAAAACAGCCUUAAUGUGGA